Molecule: messenger RNA, 828 nt
Organism: Papaver somniferum (opium poppy)
Lineage: Eukaryota; Viridiplantae; Streptophyta; Magnoliopsida; Ranunculales; Papaveraceae
Exons: 4
Coding region: 186-575 (129 amino acids)
Biological process (GO): intracellular protein transport; endoplasmic reticulum to Golgi vesicle-mediated transport
Cellular component (GO): endoplasmic reticulum membrane; endoplasmic reticulum
Source: RefSeq, a predicted model, not a curated record
CCUCCUUCUCCACGACUUCUAAAACGGACCCUUGAUAGGUUGGAAGUUGGAAUAGACUAUUGAGAGUGAUUCAAUUCUGUCUGGUACUAAACGGUGAUUCCUAAAGCAAUUUUUCUUCUCUCUUAAGCAACGCAGAUACUUUAGUAAAAACAACAGAAGAGGAAAAAAACGCAAUCUGAUCAAGAAUGGCGUUACAAUGGCUGAUACUGGCGUAUGUAGUUGCAGCUGAAGCAGUAGUAGCACUUCUGCUGACUCUUCCAUCACCAAAGCUUGUGAAAUCACGAAUCGUUUCUCUCAUCUCUCUCAUCUUGCAACCUGCGAUAGGGAUUGUCCCUUUUGCUGCUUUCCAACUCCUAGAUAUCUACUGGAAGAAUGAACACAGGUUGAUGUGCACUUCUGAUGUAUGCACUGCUGCUGAGAGAGACAGAUAUGAGAAAUCCAUCUACAAAUCUCAACGGAAUGUCAUUCUCUGCACUUCCGCAUGCCUUCUAUAUUGGUCCGUGUAUCGUAUUUGUAAGUACCACAAGGACGUGCAGAAUCUGGAAGAGGUUGAAAAGAGAUACAAGGAACAGUAACAAUUCCUGAUACUUGAUAGAUACUUUGAGCCAAAUUUCAUCUGUGAUGUAUCCAAAGAGAUGCUGCUAAACUUGAUUUGCUUUUGUGUGCACUUAAGUUUAAGUCAAGAAAUUUCUAAGUGUGAUUCUAGAUAUCAUUCUGCUAUGUAUUCUGCUUGAUUGUACUCCCUCUUGCAAUAUUUAGAAAGUACACUUACUAAGUCUCAAAUUCAAUCUUUCCAACAGGUAGGACGUUGAUUUGCUUUUCUCAUUA